UAGUGGCUUCUGUCUGUGGCACAAUGUUGUCUCCUUCGCUGAGGAUUACGAUAGCUUUGCUCUUCAUUACUUCAAUUCCUCAGAAGUCAGAUGGGCAGUUUCAAGAAUGGUGCAUAGCUGAUAAGCAAACCCCAGAUGAAGAAUUACAAAAGGCCCUUGAUUGGGCUUGUGGAAAAGGUGGAGCAGAUUGUAGGAAAAUACAGGUGAACAAACCUUGCUACUUUCCAAACACUGUGAAGGAACAUGCCUCUUAUGCUUUCAACAGUUACUAUCAAAAGUUCAAGAAAAGAGGAGCCACUUGCUACUUUAAUUCUGCUGCCAUGAUUACUGAUCUUGAUCCAAGUCAUGGCCCAUGUAAAUUUGAUUAACUUUCCUGAACAACACAACAAAAGAACUGAAGAUAACUACAGAUAUUUUGGGAGGAGGAUUUGAGUAAUAUUGUUUCAAGAUGUAUGAAACAAUACAGAUCUAUGCUUUGCAAUUUCAUUUAUGGUUUUGAGUAACAUUAUCUCAGUUUUAUAGUAAAAGGCAAUCGGUUCAUUUUCUUAACUUUGAAGGACAAAUCAUGAGUGUUUCUUCUUGUUAAAUUAAUAACAGUAACUUAAUGUGUUACA
Molecule: messenger RNA, 614 nt
Organism: Tripterygium wilfordii
Lineage: Eukaryota; Viridiplantae; Streptophyta; Magnoliopsida; Celastrales; Celastraceae
Product: PLASMODESMATA CALLOSE-BINDING PROTEIN 5-like
Exons: 3
Coding region: 24-368 (114 amino acids)
Source: RefSeq, a predicted model, not a curated record